Molecule: messenger RNA, 240 nt
Organism: Eimeria mitis
Lineage: Eukaryota; Apicomplexa; Conoidasida; Eucoccidiorida; Eimeriidae
Product: acyl-coenzyme A oxidase, putative
Exons: 2
Coding region: 1-240 (79 amino acids)
Source: RefSeq, a predicted model, not a curated record
AUGGUGUACAGAACAGCUCAGCGUUUUGCUUCUUUGGGGGGCCCUUCAUCGCCUUCUGCGUUUGAGGGUAUAAAGGUAGACCUCACCCACCUCACCGUCGCCCACGCCCAGCUCCUCGUGCUGCGGGCUGCUGCAGCACGCCUAGACGCGCUGCUGCCCCCCCAGCAGCAGCAGCAGCAGCAGCAGCAGCAACAGCAGCAGCAGCAGCAGCAGGAGGAGGAGCAGGCGGCAGUGGGUUAG